Messenger RNA from Oncorhynchus kisutch (coho salmon), 4238 nucleotides. RefSeq names its product phosphodiesterase 4A, cAMP-specific (gene pde4a). The transcript is spliced from 15 exons. Gene Ontology annotation, molecular function: 3',5'-cyclic-nucleotide phosphodiesterase activity. Bases 1426 to 3849 code for a protein of 807 amino acids. The record is from RefSeq and is a predicted model, not a curated record. Lineage: Eukaryota; Metazoa; Chordata; Actinopteri; Salmoniformes; Salmonidae. Gene Ontology annotation, biological process: signal transduction.
UCAACCCUGCGUGUCCAGAUAUGAUCCAAUUAUGCUGAAAACGGUCAGAGAAAUCGUAAGUGACAGCUCGCAUCAGUGGAACGACUGCGACAAAUAGCUAAAACGGAUACAACAAAUAGCGCGUUUUGUGAGAGGUGGUUAUCCAUUUACUACGGCUUACACUUUUGACCACGUCGGCAGUGCACUGAAAGCAGACAGUGGUGAAAAACGAUUUAGUAGGCUAUUAAAAUACAUCAGUUCUUUUGAUUUUAUGUCGAGGGCUUUCCAGGAGAAUAUCGUCAAUAUGAGGGAAUUAAUAAUACGUUAUUAAAUUCCUUUCAGUCCAAGAGAUAAACCAACUGGACAGGAGCCGCGAGUGUGGGCUUGCUGGAGAGAAAAAAAGAGAGCGAGAAAGAAGCGAGAGACUGGAGGGGUUGAUGAUGCGUUAUGGUUAAUGUAACAUUUGUCGUCAAUCUGCAGUUCAGACGUGACAAUGGACAGAUAAUGGAAGCAGCGACUACAGGACUUCGAGAGUCAAUGCUUUUCUGGUAGCCUUUUGCUUUUGAUAAUGCAUUGUGUGAAGAAGAGCGGCAAAGGAAAUAACAUCGCGUGGGUUUUGGAUACAGGCACAACCACAACUCCAAAGACAACCGAAAUUAUGUAAUUCAUGGAGAUGUUCUAUUGCUCGAAAUCUAAUUUAAUCUCAAACUGAAAUAAUUGGAUCAAACAUUUUAAUAUAGAUGAAAGUCGAGACAGUGGGCUCCGCGCGUGCGGCUCAGCCUAUGUAGUUCCAGAUGCACGACGGUAUUCUGUGUUACUUUUUAUGGCUACAGCUGGAGACCGAACUGUUACGAGCGAGCUUUGACAGACAUGUGCGGUCGAGAGCAGCAAUAAUAUCCCUAAUCGCACAAGAGCCAACGGUCUGUGAUUCUGCAAUAAGGAGCAGAUAAAAGCAAUAGAUUGCUCUGUAACUAAAGUGAUCAAGUGCGCAAUGGGCGACAAGGCGUCAAACUUCAGGGGAAGCACCCGUGAGGGGCUAUCGUCACCUACCAGACGGAUACUUUAACUAUUGGCGAAGCUCUCAGCAAAAAAGAAGGGAAGCGUUUUACAUUUAGAAGAGAGAUUAACUUUUGGUUUGGGAUUUAAUUGGAUAAACGGUAGGCAAAAGAAAGACACUUUCUGGGUGAAUUUCGUCACAUUCUCUGCCUGACAGUACCACUGUGAUAAUGGUCGAAAGGUUUACAUGUUAUUAUUUAGAAUAUUACAUAUAACAUCGGACUGCACUUGACUUGGUCACUUUUGUCUACCCAAGUACACAGGGUAGGCUACGAUUAAGUGGCAAUGAUGGACGCUAAUAGGUUAGUAAUUUGAAGUCAAAGAAUAUAUAGCCAUAUUAUUAUUUGUGUCAAUAACUUGAGAUAUAAAAGGGAUAUUUGAAUUUGCACUAUGAUGGAAGUACCACCACCAUGCUCGAAAAAGAGCCUUUCUCUCUCGCUUCCCGUUCCCCGGGAGCAGGCGACCCUAAAGCCUCCGCAACAUCUUUGGAGGCAGCCACGGACCCCCAUCAAAAUCAAACACCGGGGAUACUCUGACACCGACCGCCAUCACCACCGAGGGAUAGAGCGCUCUAAUGCCAUGGACACGAGCGACAGACCGGGGCUGAGGAAGUGUCGGAUGUCCUGGCCAUCCUCGUUCCAAGGAACCACGAACCCCUCCAUCGGCAAUUGUGUUGGAAAUAAACGUUUUGACUCAGAGAAUGGUCCUUCACCCGGCCGCAGCCCAAUGGAUUCGCAGGCGAGUCCUGUGCUGGGGCUGCACCCCUCCUUUACCACAGAGGGGUGCAGGAGUCGCGGGGAGCGCAGGGAGUCCUUCCUGUACCGAUCAGACUCCGACUAUGACAUGUCCCCCAAGAACAUGUCACGCAACUCCUCCAUCAACAGUGAGGGGCAUGCAGAAGAUCUCAUAGUCACCCCUUUUGCUCAGGUGUUGGCCAGUCUACGAACUGUAAGAAGCAACUUCACCAUCCUCGCCAAUGUCACGACACCCACUAACAAGAGGUCACCAGUGACAAGCCAACCCACUGUUCCCCAGGCAACACUCUCUGAUGAGACGUACCAGCAGAUGGCAAGGGAGACUCUGGCUGAGUUAGACUGGUGUCUGGACCAGCUGGAGACCAUCCAGACCCACCGCAGCGUCGGUGACAUGGCCUCCAACAAGUUUAAGAGGAUGUUGAACCGGGAGCUAUCUCACCUGUCAGAGAUGAGUCGUUCAGGGAACCAGGUGUCUGAAUACAUCUCCACUACCUUCCUGGAUAAGCAGAAUGAGGUAGAGAUCCCAUCUCCGACCCUGCGGGAGCGGGACCGGGACAAGCCCAUGUGUCAUAUCAGUGGAGUGAAGAAGCUGACACACAGCUCCAGCCUGUCCAUCAACACCACCAUGCCACGCUUCGGAGUCAAGACUGAACAGGAGGAUGCACUGGCCAGGGAGUUGGAUGACUUGAAUAAGUGGGGCCUUAAUAUCUUUCGUCUGGCUGAGUUCUCCAAUAAUAGGCCUCUCAGCUGCAUCAUGUUCGCCAUCUUCCAGGAGAGGGAUCUGUUGAAGACGUUUCGAAUCCCUGUCGACACCUUCGUGACCUACGUUAUGACCCUGGAGGACCACUACCAUGCCAACGUGGCCUACCACAACAGCCUCCACGCCGCUGACGUCACACAGUCCACCCACGUCCUGCUGUCCACACCGGCUCUGGACGCUGUGUUCACUGAUCUGGAGAUCCUGGCUGCGUUAUUCGCUGCUGCCAUCCAUGAUGUGGAUCAUCCUGGCGUGUCCAACCAGUUCCUCAUCAACACCAACUCGGAGCUGGCUCUGAUGUACAACGAUGAGUCAGUCCUGGAGAACCACCACCUGGCCGUGGGCUUCAAGCUGCUCCACGAGGACAACUGUGACAUCUUCCAGAACCUCAGCAAGAGGCAGAGACAGAGCCUGCGCAAGCUCGUUAUCGAUAUGGUUUUGGCGACGGAUAUGUCCAAGCACAUGAGUUUGUUGGCUGAUCUGAAGACCAUGGUGGAGACGAAGAAGGUGACCAGUUCAGGAGUGCUCCUGCUCGACCACUACACUGACCGCAUCCAGGUACUGAGGAACAUGGUGCACUGUGCAGACCUAAGUAACCCCACCAAGCCCCUGAUCGUGUACAGAGAGUGGACUGAGCGCAUCAUGGAGGAGUUCUUUAGACAGGGGGACAAGGAGAGGGAGAGAGGCAUGGAGAUCAGCCCCAUGUGUGACAAACACACUGCUUCUGUGGAGAAGAGUCAGGUGGGCUUCAUCGACUACAUUGUGCACCCUUUGUGGGAGACGUGGGGGGACCUGGUGCACCCUGAUGCCCAGGACAUCCUGGACACUCUGGAGGACAACAGGGACUGGUACCAGAGCACCAUCCCCCAGAGCCCCAUCUCCCCACCCCCAAUCCCCCUCGGCCCAGACAAGAGGCUCAACGCCUGCAUCGACAAGUUCCAGUUCAAGCUCACCUUGGAUGACGACACCGAGGGAGGACAGGAGGAGGAAGAAGAGGAGGAGGAGGGGGAGGAGGAGGGGAAAACCACCCCCAAUCACAUGGUGCUGGACUGCAGUCAGGGAGAGGAGGAAGACAACAAAGAAAAGGAGGAAGGAGAGGAUGUGUUAAAGGAUGAAAGGGAAGGAGACAUCAUUGAGGAGGAAGGGGAAGUAGGGAUGGGGGAGGAGGUAGAGGAGGAGGAGGAGGAGGAGAAGAGGGGAGUUCUUCAGAAAGCUCAGUCAGGGGUGGAGAUACACUCUGACACAAGCCCCGUGGAGGACUGCGAGGAGGAAGACUCCUCCUCACCAGCUGAUGACACAUGAGUUCCGCUCCUCUCUCCCUGGCCACACCCCACAUGCACACACCACGCCCCUGUUGUCCACCCUUUAUUUCCAAUGGCCAAAUCCCAAGAUCAAAUAAGACUACAUAGACAAUAGACCUUUAAAUCUAUUUUUCAAAAAGGGAACACAAAUAAUAUUGCUUAAAGAAAAGCUAUUUACACAGCAACUGUAGAUUUGGAGUUGGAGCUGGAGGUGUUUCUUCCAGCUGAUGCUAUGAGGAACAGCUAUGAGGACAAAGAGGAACAUAGAAAAGCAUUAAUAAUGGGCCAUUGAAGACAGUGUAGCACUGGAACUGAAACACACACACAUAAACAUGCACAAACUCACCUCCACACACAAACACACCUCACUCACACACUUUGAUUCAUGGA